AUGACUAAGUUAACUCAUAAUAUACAGAAGAAACAACAUAGGGAACGUUCUCAAACAGAAAAGAGAUCAAAGUUUGGUUUACUUGAAAAGAAGAAAGAUUAUAGAUUAAGAGCCAAUGAUUAUCAUAAGAAACAAGCUGCUCUUGCAGCAUUGAAAGCUAAAGCAGCUACCUAUAAUCCUGAUGAAUAUUAUCAUUCUAUGACUAGGAAGAGAACUGAUGAUAAUGGUAUAAUAAUUUCAGAUAGAGAUACUGAAGUUUUAUCGGUUAAUGAGGUGAAAUUAUUAAAAACCCAAGAUGUCAACUAUAUAAGGACCUUACGUUUGAAUGAAAUGCUGAAAAUAAAUAAACAAAAAGAACUUUUGAACUUUAAAGCUAAUGGGAAACAUACCGUGUUUAUUGAUUCAAAGGAACAAUUGCAUAACUUUGAUGCCUCAGAACAUUUUAAUACUGAUGUUGCAUUAUUGGAAAGACGUGAAAAUAGAUUAACUAUAGAUCAAUUAAAAACUAAUAAAAAGAUAAUAGAGUCUCAAGAUGAAGUCUUAAAAGAAAAGAAUGAUGUCAAGAAACUAAAACAAAUAAAAUUAUUCCAAAAGAGAAUCAAUAGAGAAGCAGAAUUAAAACUGAUUGAAUCAAGAAUGGAAAAUACUAAAGAAUUAAUGAAAAAAGGUAGUAAAAAGAAAGUUAUUAAUGCUAGUGGUAAAACAGAAUUUAAAUGGAAAAAUCAAAGAAAAAGGUAA
This is a messenger RNA of Scheffersomyces coipomensis, 738 nucleotides long. Its product is annotated as rRNA-processing protein. Gene Ontology annotation, biological process: rRNA processing. Lineage: Eukaryota; Fungi; Ascomycota; Pichiomycetes; Serinales; Debaryomycetaceae. The record is from RefSeq and is a predicted model, not a curated record. The coding region runs from base 1 to 738 and encodes 245 amino acids. Gene Ontology annotation, cellular component: small-subunit processome; nucleolus. The transcript has a single exon.